Molecule: messenger RNA, 564 nt
Organism: Arabis nemorensis
Lineage: Eukaryota; Viridiplantae; Streptophyta; Magnoliopsida; Brassicales; Brassicaceae
Source: the annotation of a GenBank genome assembly
AUGGCGGGUUUUCACGGCUCCGAUCCCGAAUCCGACAAAAACCACCGUUUAUACAAUCCUUACCAGAACCACGAGCUUCCGAUCUCAGCUCAGUACCUUUACAAGCUCCCUACUUCACCGGAAUUUCUCUUCACGGAAGAAUCCCUGAAACAGCGUCGAUCAUGGGGAGAGAAUCUCACGUUCUACACAGGUACGGGUUAUCUCGGUGGUUCUGUAGCCGGAGCUACAGCUGGGGUCUUCAAAGGGAUCAAGAGCUUCGAAUACGGAGACACGUUUAAGCUGAAAAUCAACAGGAUCCUGAAUUCGUCUGGUCAAACGGGUCGAGCUUGGGGUAAUAGGAUUGGGAUUGUUGGGUUGAUCUACGCAGGGAUUGAGAGUGGCGUUGUGUCGUACACGGACAGGGACGAUGUUUGGACCAGCGUUAUCUCUGGUCUAGGAACCGGAGCUGUCUUUAGGGCAGCGCGAGGUGUGAGAUCUGCGGCUGUGGCUGGUGCUCUUGGAGGAAUGGCGGCUGGUGCGGUUGUGGCUGGGAAGCACGUUUUCAAGCGGUAUGUUCACAUAUGA